Molecule: messenger RNA, 2708 nt
Organism: Uranotaenia lowii
Lineage: Eukaryota; Metazoa; Arthropoda; Insecta; Diptera; Culicidae
Exons: 6
Coding region: 993-1661 (222 amino acids)
Source: RefSeq, a predicted model, not a curated record
UCGUUGUGAUUCGGUCCAGCCAGUAGGAAUAACGCGACCGGGGGACGACUAUGGAAAGCUAAACCGUCGGGUGUGUGUAUGCUGUUUAACAUUUUGGAUAUUGGUGCUUUUUUUCUCACUCAGCAGAUUGUACGACGGUACACGGUCAGCGCCAUUCUCUAGGAAGGAUACCCAAGAAAAAUAUUUGGUCAGCUAACAACGAAAGGAAGCAGCAGCAUAUCGGAAUAUUAUCGGGAUAUUUUUCAUCUCGGUUCUGGUUUCGCUACGGGUUUUCCGGAUUUUGCGGGUGAUUUGAGUUGAAAAGAAGAAAUAGGUUCUGCAAGUAUUCUCGAUUGAGAGGGAAUAGUCGAAGUCAUCUACGACGGCAAGGGUAAAUUUUUGUGAAAUUUGGGGGAAAAUUUGUGUGUGAUAAGUUGAUGGAAUUGGAAAAUUGGUGUUGCAAUUCGUAGAAAUAGUAGUGAAUCAUCCUUGUUUGUUUUUUUUUUCGGUGGGGUUGACUGCGUAGUUAAGAAAAUCGAUUCCAAGUGAAAACCAGGUCUCGAAUAGUGAAAUCAUUCGAUGAAAUUUGUUCAAGAAAUUCCAAAGUAUUGCAUACUUACAGGAGCAAAACGUGAAAGAUUGUGAAAAAGUUGUUCAGUUGUUCAUCCAUUCGGAGUGGAUUGUUCUUUCUCAAAGGUCACCGUAAAGGAUGAAUCCUGAUGAAAUUCCUCUAUAAUAUAGAUGUUUCAACAUGUGAUUUGAGAUGAAGAUUUGUGUGCAGUGAUGCAAGCCAUCAAAAAUUCACGAAACUGAUGUGACGAAAACAGAGAAUAUUUUUUCUCUUACGGCUGCCAUUUAGUGAAGAUUAAAAAAAACAUCGAUUGAAAAAGUAAAAACAGAUAAAAAACAUCAUUGUGCCAGAGGAUAUUUCAAGUCUCUUCAAUCGCCAGUCCAGGCAAUAGACGUAACCAAUUCCAGCAUACGCGCUCCUAUUCCGACACCUUGGCAGCAAGAUGCAUGCGGUCGGAAUCCACUCGGCCCUGGCCAUCAAGCGGCAGCGGAAACGGCGGGACAACCAGCGGAAAGUCCGGGAACGACGCUACAGCAUACAGAGCUCCGAAAGUGGGGACACACAUUCGCCCCAUGGCUCCACCCGCCGGAAGUUCCACCCCCACAAAGUGCACGCGGUCGACAACAAUAACUUAGACACGAAAGUAGUCACAAGCAUCGGCAUGCUUCACAUAGGAGUCGUAUUCGUAGUAUUCGGAAUCUUUUUACUAGGUGCUGGAUUUUUUCCAGAUAAUAUAUCAAGUCACCAGACGCAAUCCUGGCAUUUACUUGGUAAAGGCUCCUGGUGGAACGAACUGAUAUGCACGGGGCUGUUCGCCGUCGGUCUCGGCAUUUUUCUAAUCAUCUUAAACUGUGUGAUAAGCAAUCGAGAGGAGCAGGACCUCGAAAGCUACGUCCAGCGGCAGCUCACGCGAUCACGAUCCGGCCACCGACUAGAGCGCGACGUCGAGACGGGCGGCUUGACGACGCGUCACCACCGCAAAGCCAUGCAAAUUCAGAAAGGCGCCGCCGAGAGGGGCCUGGACAAUUUGUCCAACUCCAACAUCCUGCUGACGCCCACGAGCAGCGAAGUGGUGACCCCAACAACGCCCUCCGGAGGGUACGCAUUGUAAAAUGGAGCAAAAAGUUCAUCAGCAGAACAUAUUUAUAAAAAAAAAACCCUCCAACUAACCAAAACCAUAUUUGAAAAAAAAAUACUGCGAAAAUACUACGUAAAAAAGGCAAGUUUUUGCUCGUUCCAAUCCCAUAAUCAACAAAACUGUACCAUAAAGCUACGAAUUGGAAAUCGAAACACAUUCCAAAUCCUUGAUGUGGUUUUAAUAAUUCGGAUGUGAAUGCCGCUUUUUGGUUCGUAUUUUCGAAUAUAUUCAUGUAUACUUAUAUCUGUACGUUUCUUGUUGUGUUACAAUUUGAAGUUCAUUGUACCCCCGAGAUCGAAAGAAAAAAAAAGCCAAACGUGUGACCCAGUGUGGUGUUUCCAUUCCAAAUUUUGCUUGUUCGGAUUGUUUUUUCGUCCUCCAGUUUUCCAUAUGCGUAUAUAUACACUGUGAAUAGCUUGCGAAUGAUUAUGUUGAAUAUAUCCAUGCAUAACAUUUAUUGUGUUGUCGGCAUUCGACCAGAAACAUCAAGAAAAACUCAUAAUUAAUUAAAACCCUGGGAGCGGGUCUUCAGAUACAUUAAAAAACGAAAAUAAAACUUUCGACUCACUUCGCAUCCAAAUUCACCGAAAGUGCUUUUGCUUGUCACUCGCUUGAAGCUUUUGGACGUUUUGAAAUCCACCGAGAUUGUUCGUUUUUUUUUCUUUUCUUCUUGAAUUUUGCUUUUAAAGAUUGAAUAAAUUUCAAAAGUGAUUACCAACACAGAUGACAUCUAACUGCCUGGACAACUGUAGUCAUGAAUAAAAAAAAUCAAUAUUUGAAAUUUAAUUUGUUCCAUUUCUUCAGAGUACAAAUAACGAAAAAUAUGUCAAUAUUCGAACCAAAAAGAACCAAAUCCAAUAAAAGGGCGGCUGUUCAAAUCGGUAGUAUGUUGCCUCUAGCUACACUCGUCGACAUUGAUUUCUUUGAUCUGAAAGAGUUUAUUUGUUCCAAGUCAGAGAUAUGGAUCGCUAUUCUGUUUGAAACAUUAUAAAAAGGCGUAACAGAGCUCGAUUUAAAUUG